AAUAAAUAAUCCGAGAGAAAGAGAAAAAAAUGUAAGUUACCAAAAAGGCAAACGGGUUGCAUUGGUGAUUUUAAAGGACAUUUUGACAAAUAAAAUAGAAAAUAUGUUAAAUAUCAUAAUCAACUUAUUUUUUAGUUAGAUAAUGAAUUAUAAUUUUUUUGUUGAUUACAGAGUGCAGUUUCCCAAAUUUUUUAACAAAAUCAGUUUAUAAAAAAAAUAUUUUGUGGGUUGGUGAGAACCCGCGAUCGACUAACUCGUAUGUGUUUUGCAUAAAAUAGAUUAGAUCUGCAUCUGCGAUUUAUUUUGUUCUUAUCGUUCGAUUUGAACCUGCCCUGCAGUGAAUCAAACGGGACGGAGCCGACGUAUUAUGAUUAAAAUUUCCAGACCUCAUCAAAAAUUAAAAUUUACAUUAGCUGAAACCAAGAUAUGGCAAAUAAUAAUUAAAAGAAAAAGAUAUGGUCAAUAAAAACGAUAAAUCUAAGUAAAACUAUAAAAUAUUUAAAAACUUGCCGUUAAAAGAGAAAACUUCAAGACAAUUUUAUAGUUCCUACUAGACUACUAUAACAUAUGUGAAAUAGUUCCUACUAUAAGUUAUUAUUAAUGCUAUUUUCAACUAUACGAUCACAAUCUAUAGUCUCUUCUUAGUUAGCCAUGCGUAAGAUCUAAUUAGAGAAAACUUCAACAUACUUAUAUAAAUAUAUUUUUAUGUUUGAUUUACUUAUGAAAAUAGAAAUAUAAACAAGUUAUCUUACAAUGAUUUAAGAAAAUGCAUAUUUGUUUUUUGUUCAUUAGAAAAAAAUGAAUAACAAACCAAACAACGUUAAAUAGUUAUUUUUAUUUUAAUAUUUGAUACUUAUUUUAUAUUUGCAAGUAAUUUAAAUAGAUUCUUAGUACUUGAUUUGGUCAAACCAGGUAUCCAAUUUUUACGAGUAAAGUACCAAGUAGCGAGUAUGGAAUAGGUAAGAGUAAUUGUGUCAAUUCCUAAUUAAAUGAUGUUAAAUGUAUAUCUGUAGAAACUUUAAAAUAUUUUUCAAUUUGUUGGAAAGGUGACAAACUCAAGACAAUUUUAUAGCUCCUACUAGCUAGGUACUAGAAAAGAUAGUUCAAAUUUGAAUAGAUUAUUAGUUUCCCCUUAGAAACUAUAAAAAAAAUAUUUAGUCUAACUUCUUAUUUUGACCAUUAAUAAGAUCAAAUAUGAAGGUUUUAAGUCAUUACCAAUACCAUCAAUCUUCCAACAUUUUUCCUCAAAAGAGCCUCGCAUACAAACUAGACUUAAUUAAGUACUCACUGCAAAUAAGCGUAAGACAAUUAUGUCUUCGUCAAUUCAACAAAACCCAUCUUCCCAAAAUAUGAAAGAUGAAGAUUUGUUGCAAAUUCCUGGUUGCAUAGUCCAUCUCGCCAAUGCAUCCGAACCGUUAGAGCUCGCCUCCGGGGAGUUCAAGCUUGUAAGAGAUUCAUCAGACGACAACGUGGCUCUAGCGCUACUUGUCAGAGUCGGACUUGAACUUCAGUGGCCGGUGGUUAAGGACGAGCCCAUGGUUAAAGUCAGCGCUCAUGACUACCUCUUCACACUUCCGGAUAAAGACGGUGAUUCACUUGGGUACAAAGUCACUUUCUCUGACGAAGAGGGAGGCGUCUUUAAAAAACUUGAGAUUCUUGAAGAGUUAAUGAGGGAGCACUCUUGUUUUUCAUCUUUGAGUAAGAAUAAAAAUGAAAUUGAUUGGAAAGAGUUUUCGCCGAAGGCUGAAGAAUACAAAAACGUUGUGGCCAAGGCCAUUGCCGAAGGAACAGGGCAUAUCAUCAAAGGAAUCUUUAUUUGUAGCAAUUCUUUCUCUAAGAUGGUCUGCCUCAUAUGCAUAACUCCUUCCUUCCCAUGAUUCUUAUGUAAAUAUAAAUCGAAAUGGUUUGUUAUUGUGAAGAAUCAUGAACAUUUAACUCAAAAUUUUUUUUUUUU
Molecule: messenger RNA, 1954 nt
Organism: Brassica napus (rape)
Lineage: Eukaryota; Viridiplantae; Streptophyta; Magnoliopsida; Brassicales; Brassicaceae
Product: senescence/dehydration-associated protein At4g35985, chloroplastic-like
Exons: 1
Coding region: 1311-1877 (188 amino acids)
Cellular component (GO): plasma membrane
Source: RefSeq, a predicted model, not a curated record